AUGUCGAGUGCUUCUUCCGCUAUUGAUACUCCGUCUGUACCGCUCAACAACUUCACACAGACGUUGUCCCCACGAUUAUCCUCUGGACCUUUAAAUCUGGUGACAGUCACGUCAAUUGAAACGCAAACUGUCCAUCCUACAUGGGUCUACACGAUAUCUGAAUCCGGGACUGAUUCCAGCACCGCGGCCAGUGUGCUUGACUUCCUAUCGUUAACAUUGGACCUAACCCCGGUGACCGUGACUCUGGCAACGACUACGCAGUGGACAAUUAAGCAGGACACCACCAUCACAGCACCUGAUAUCUCGGAGCCCCCAAUUUCGACUCUUAUUCCAACAACCUCGGUUCUACCAAGCCAGAUGGGGGUUUCGGCGACUUCUGAAUCCUCCGACCAUCACUCAUGGCAUUCCGAUGCUCCUGGCAGCGUGUGGAUUCCACCGGUUCCAUUAACUAGCCCGAGUAUAUCUCUUUCAUCAUCACUGCCUAUCUUGCCAGAGACAGCGACUAGCUCCGUAAGCUCGACAAGUUCCAUCAGUACCUUGGCCAGCUUGAGCACCGCACCAUCAAACUCACAUUCAAUCCCACCAUCCAUCGGAACUGCCACGGUCGCAGACUCGUCAGAAACAUCCCAAGCCGACAAUUUGAGUUCCGCAUCCUCUAAAAUCGGAACCAUAGUUGGGAGCAUCAUCGGAGGAUCAGCAAUCAUGAUAUUCGCCCUGCUAGCCUGCGCACUCUAUAUGCGUCACCGACGACGAAGAAUAACAACAGAGCGGCUAGGACUCAGACAGAAACUAAUACGAGGCGACUCAACGAGCUCAUCAAUCAGCCACCACUUCCACCGCUACCACUCCUACCCCUCGAUCCCAGGAAACAUCGGCCCGCGAUCACCCAUACUCCCAGUCAUUCCGCUACAACAACAGCCCUCCAAUCCAGACCUAUCUCUGGACAGCAUGUACCUGCGUGGCGAGACAGCGCAGGAGGCCUUCACAAACCCGCCGUCUGCAAUCAUCGAAAUCUCAGCCCCAUCUCGAUCGGUCUCGCUCUACUCCACUUCUUCCCGCGACGCCGGGCUUCGUGAGCAAGGGCACUGGGACUGCGAGCGUGCGGGCACGGAUUCCCUCGCUGUACCGCAUGGAUAUUUGGAUGCGUCUAUGAUGCGUGAUAGCAUGCGCAGUGACCCCUUCGAUCUUGAUCUUGAGCCUCCGCCCAAUGCUCACCACCGGUCUUCGGUUCCUUCGAUCCCGACUAUGUGGGCUGUCAAGUUGUAG
Molecule: messenger RNA, 1266 nt
Organism: Penicillium roqueforti
Lineage: Eukaryota; Fungi; Ascomycota; Eurotiomycetes; Eurotiales; Aspergillaceae
Exons: 1
Coding region: 1-1266 (421 amino acids)
Source: RefSeq, a predicted model, not a curated record